AUGAUUUAUACCGUCAUCUUAAUCAUCACAGUGACUUUAAUUGGUGAAAGCACUGGUCAAACCAUUUACAAGGACAAUGGGGAUGACAAACCAAUUAAUGGACUGCAAUUUGACAUCGAUAUAUUUCAUUACAGAGAAUUAUAUUUGGAAGACAAAAUAAAGAGUUGUAACCAGGAAGUAAAAUCCUUAAGAGAUAGAGACGUGCAAUUGCAGAAACAAAUGAAGAAUUUAAAAGAUCAAAAUAACUUGAUUAGAGAAACAGAUGACAUUUUACAAUUUCAACUUAGAUGUGAGAAUGAAACAGGAACAUAUCAAGAGAGAAGGGUUGCAAAUGCCCAAUACUGCUUUAUGAAAUCUUCUUUCACGUGGAAUGCAGGCAAGACAAAAUGUCAAUCAUUUAAAUCGUAUCUACUUGAGAUCAACUCGGAGGCAGAACAAAACUGGCUAAUGGAUAAAGUUUCCACAGGCAAAUGGUGGACCGGGGGAAUAAAACACCCACAAUAUGACGAGUGGGUGUGGGAUCACUCGGGCAACGACUUAACCUACAGGAACUGGUAUCCGAAUCAACCAAACGGUGGCAAAAGCGAAGAGUGUAUGUUGUCAGAGGAUGGUUCGUGGCAUGAUUAUCCGUGUGAUUUUAGGUUUAGAAUAAUUUGCGAGAGAGAAAAGUGAGAUGUUUACGUGUCAAUGGUGAUACCUAUGCUUAAAAAUAAUCAACAGUUCAAUCAAACUGUAUAACGUUGAACCCGGUUCACCAAGUUUGUAAGGAGGUUAAUACAUUCGCAUUUUUAUUGUUCAAUUAACUGUUAUUAAAAAUGCAGUGCUGCUAUCAUGGCCGUUGACAAAACAAUCCUAUUCUUUAUCCUGUAUCCUGCAUCCAUCCUGUACAUAGUAUAACAAAAUCGAUAAUCUUUAAAAUUAGGUUACUAAUUUGCAUCGGUGAUAUAAAAUCGAACGCAAAGUGUACUAGUACUCAAGUGCGCAAACAAACAAGUAAGAGAUUAAAGCUUUGUUAAUAUUAGAUAUAUCUAAAAUAAUGAUUAAAAAGGAGAAAAAGAACUGCUAUACAUUGCUUGAAUAUUGUUACGGUACUUUUUAUUGCUUGAUAUAACAUACGGGAAAAUUAUCGGUAAUCAAUUGAUUCGGUCGCCGAUAAAUGUAAACACGAUUUAGGAAAGCAGUACAUUAUAAAUUAAAAUUUUGCAUUUGUUGCUGAUUUAUUUGAAUCUGUUGAUAAAACAUAAAUUCGUACGCAUGUUUGGUUUGCUUACAUUUUUUAAUUUGAUAUGUUCAGUUUAUUUUCGGGUUUUAUACGUUCUUGUGAUCGGACAACGAAGACGUUAUAUGAAACGUGAUAAGUACACAGAAACAACGGGCGUUUCUUGUUAAAGCUGACAUUAAUUCAUAAAAGCAUUUGGUCGCCAUGUUAGUUUCGAUCGCUCCUCUACUGCCACUGGGGUAUAAAUACCGGUCGAGAAAGUUACGGUCGGUUGCUUUCCGAUCGAGGCAUUCAGGUUGCACGGACUUCUAAAUGCAUAAACUACACAUUGCAGUAAAAUGUUUGUAAUAAAGAAUAAAGGAAACAACAAUCAAUAAAAUACAAAAUAUAUUUUUUCUUUGAGAGAAUUUCCAAGGUACUAGUAUCUGUAUUAUUUUGCACAGAUAGUGCUGCCUUACUUCAAAUGCACAUCAAACAGGUGUGUCGUUGAUACAGAGUGCACAACGUCUGCAUCUUAUUUGAAAACACCGGCGGCACUACAUCCAAUCCAGUAGCUAAAUAAUAGUAAAUCCAAGACAGUAACAACGUAACAGUGACUCUUUUCCAUCGGUUCUAUAAAAACGCUCCGUUUCCAUGCGAUCAUAUAUUGACAUUGUUCGAUCACCCACAGCGUGUGGUUGCGCAUGUGCAAUGUUAUAACAUAAACAGGAAAAGGGUCAACAAUUAUUGAGGAUUUUUGAAGUUUAUAUGCCUGGAUUUCGGUAUGUCUUGUUUCGUCGUUCAUUGGAUAUAUUCCUUGUUAGUGCAGUGGUUGUCAUAUUAUUUUUGUUCAAAACGUGUGUCUACACGUCUUUUCGUCUAAGGUAACGUGUUAGGGUGUAUGAAAUACCUGAAUGCGGUGAAGCAUGAAUUGUGCUCUCGGUCUUAUAUAGGGGGUGUGUAGCGAUGAGCAGAACAAUAGAAAUCGACAACUAAUAUGGCGGUAGUCGGAGAUAAAAGGGAAAUAAUGCGUAUCUAUGAAUUGAUGUCAGCUUUAAGAUACAAGGUACAUACUUUUAUGUCAAAUUGGUCACAGACUGAAUGUUUCUGUUUUUAUACUAUUGAAGUUUUUAAAUAAAGCAAUAAGACUUUAUUCAUGUAUUGAUUUUACGCUGCAUUUAUCAGUCUAGAGUUUACUUUAACUCCAUACUUACGCUGUUUACGAGUUGACUAACAUGUAGCGUGUAUCGAAUUUCUUUACCGCUUGUUAAAUAUAAAACAUUAUUAUAUUUAUUUAACAGUUUUAAUUUGUAUUACAAAUAAAAAUGAUGUUGUAAAAUAAUGUGUUUCUAAAUUAUUUUUAGUUUCGCAAAACCAUUUUAAAAUUUAGACUCGAUUUUGAUUGGCGACAGGAUCCAGGAUAGGAUAGAGUUUGACUUUAUUAUUUGAUCAUGUAUCGUGCAUCCUAUCUGUAUCAACUUUAAGGAUAGCAGCACUGUAGCAACAUGCUUAUAAGUACUAAUACUGGACCAAUAUGUAUGCUGCUCGAAUUCCUUGAAAUAUUUGUUUUUUUGUUUGUCCGACGUCUCCUAUUUAUCUGUAACCAUCGACUCUUUUUGAGUUUGCGAUUUCUGUAUGUCUAGAUGAGACGUUAAUAAAGGUAUGGUUUUUAAAAUUUAAAAUAAAUAUACAGGUGCACUUCAAAUACACUUACAUAUUUUCUUGUUUUGAAAUUAAAUAAAAUCAAGUCACAAUAGUAAGUCAAAUAAUAUGUGACUGAAGACUACUUGAAAAAUUACAUGAAUAGCUCUACGAUUCAGCUACUUUUCUAGAAUGUUUUGUAAAGAUUCACUUUACUGAAUGGCGUAAGUUGCUGUGAUGUCAUCAUGUCACUAUCCCGGCUAUUGAUUUGUUUCUCAAAUAUUAUGAAUAUCAUCAGCAAGCUGCAUUAAUACAUGUAACUGAAAUAUGCUACAAUUUUUUUUUAUAUCUGAUGAGAAAAUUGGUGAGUUCAAGGCAAAAGGAUUAAAAUAAAGUUUAAAAUUUUUCAAGAAAUGCAAUUAAGAAAUGCAUUUAGAAAUGACCAAUAUGAUAUCUUUUUGAUUUUAUUGUUAACCGUGUUGACCUUGUUUAUAUUUGUGUCAAUCAUGUUGUAGUCUUACAUUAGAAAUCAAUUGUUAAAUUAACUAUUACAGAAAACUAUAGCAUAUUAUUGAAAAAUGUGUGGGUAAAAGGGGUUCACAAUUUUUUCAUCAAGUACGUGUUUUUUCAACAACAGAUGUAGCUGAAGGUUCUUUCUUCUUGUUGAAUUUUAUGUCGAUCAACAACGUCGCUUUGCACUCUAGAAUCCACUCAAGUUACGAUAUAUAAGUAUAAAAUGAAAUAUAUAAAGCUUCGGUUAUUCUAUCCAAAAUAACCACCGAGUCCAGACAAUUUUUGAGCAUUGAUCAACACAGUUUUUUUAGCAUAGUUCAUUAUAACGCCCCUUAAUAUUAUGAAAUCAUGACUUUCCUCAUAAUCAUUCAUUUCUUUUCAUCGGUUUUCACUAUGAUAAUAGUCUAGUGAAUUACACGACAACCUCGAAACAUGAAGACUCAAUAUGUAAUUGACUGUUUAGAUUAAUUUUAAUAAUCUGCUCAUUUUCGUGACUAUUUUGAUCGGUUAACGUUAUAUUAGGAACAAUAAAUCGGUUGAAA
This is a messenger RNA of Magallana angulata, 3894 nucleotides long. Its product is annotated as CD209 antigen-like protein C. The coding region runs from base 1 to 672 and encodes 223 amino acids. Gene Ontology annotation, molecular function: signaling receptor activity. The transcript is spliced from 7 exons. The record is from RefSeq and is a predicted model, not a curated record. NCBI's taxonomy places the organism in Eukaryota, Metazoa, Mollusca, Bivalvia, Ostreida, Ostreidae.